This is a messenger RNA of Girardinichthys multiradiatus, 606 nucleotides long. RefSeq names its product HIG1 hypoxia inducible domain family, member 2A (gene higd2a). The transcript has 2 exons. NCBI's taxonomy places the organism in Eukaryota, Metazoa, Chordata, Actinopteri, Cyprinodontiformes, Goodeidae. Bases 27 to 368 code for a protein of 113 amino acids. Gene Ontology annotation, biological process: mitochondrial respirasome assembly. The record is from RefSeq and is a predicted model, not a curated record. Gene Ontology annotation, cellular component: mitochondrion.
UAUUUUGUCAGUAUUCCAACUCCAGUAUGGCGGCGACAGCAACUUCUGCGGUGCCUGAUCAGCCGUUGAAAGCACAGGCGCCGUUUGACUUGUCUCAUCCCCCAGAUAUCGAGGGCUUCACCCCCCUAACGAAAAUCAAAGACGAGAGCUUCAAGGAAAAGUUCCUGCGGAAGACCAAGGAGAAUCCAUUCGUCCCGAUAGGUUGUCUGGGAACAGCCGGAGCGCUGAUGUACGGUCUUCGCGCCUUCCACCAAGGAAAAACCAGACAAUCCCAGAUGUUGAUGAGGGGCCGGAUUUUCGCUCAGGGCUUCACUGUAGUUGCCAUCAUUUUUGGCAUCUUUGCCACAGCGUUGAAACCCAAACAGUGAAGAUGAACCAAUCUUGUGCUUCUCGACGGUGUCCAUUCAACUUGGGAUCGGACCAGAUCCGUUGUGGAAUUGGACUCUGAAUAACUGAAUUUUGUUUAAUAUAUCCAAUGUUGUUCAGAUACAUAGCUUAUUUGUUGUUUUUUCACAACACUGAAGCGCUCACGGUGAUACUUUGCUGUGUGGAACAGCACAGCAGUGUCAGCUCAGAUUAAUAAAUUGGAGUUCAGUUUAAUAGCAA